Molecule: messenger RNA, 771 nt
Organism: Cercopithifilaria johnstoni
Lineage: Eukaryota; Metazoa; Nematoda; Chromadorea; Rhabditida; Onchocercidae
Source: the annotation of a GenBank genome assembly
AUGAUCAAACGUACCUGUUCUACGUUGCUCAGCGCUAUACGUGUAGUUAGAACAGAAGCACGAGCAAUUACACGAUCCAAUAAAAGGUUAUUGCUUUCGAAUAAUUUCCCGACUUCAACAACACGCUUUUCAUUUAGUGCAGCUGUGCAAAAGGAAGGAGCGAAUGAAGCAUCGAGUUUCUCUCUGAAACAUAAAAAUUCAAGAUUAACAAGUGUUGAAUUUCUCACAAAAGUAAAGGAAUCGAUUGGUGCCUCGGAGACUGAAGACUUUGUGAUACCUCGACCUGCAUUUGAUGCUCUCGCUACUGAAUAUGAUAUAUUAUUAGAGGAAGUAGCUAAUUUCAAGGACAAAUACACUCGAGCGUUAGCUGAAGUCGAAAAUGUUCGUCGUCGUGGACAUAAGCAAACGGAAGAAGCAAAAGUAUUUGCUAUCCAAGGAUUCUGCAAAGAUUUACUUGAAGUAGCAGAUAUUCUUGAUCUUGCUGUGAGUACAGUAAAGAAGGAAGAAUUGAAUAACAAUAUUUCUUUAAAAAAUUUGUUCGAAGGACUGGAAAUGACGAGAACAGUAUUACAGAAAACAUUCGUUAAUCAUGGAUUAAAACAAAUUUCUCCAGAGGGUGAAAAGUUCGAUCCAACAUUUCAUGAAGCUGUUUUUCAAAUACCGAAAGAUAAAGCAAAAUUCGAGUCUGGGUGCGUGGCACAAGUAGUAAAAACGGGUUACGCUUUGCAUAAUCGGCCUAUUCGUGCAGCAAAAGUGGGUGUUGUACAGUGA